CAGCAGCUCACUGUCCGCAACAUACGUGCAGGGCUUGCCACAUAUAGAUUUACCAUCAUUUGUCCUAAUACGAUAGUACGAAUAUAUUAUUUUAUUUUGGAUAAAGGCGUAUUUGUGUGAAAAUGAGGUGGUUUAGCUUUCCUGCAGUGCAGACGCUGUGGCCUUGAUCCCUGCUCAGUGACACACCCCGGGCCCAAGCUAGGAUGUCCAGCUCGGGAUACCCACCCAGCCAGGGGGCCUUCAGCAGCGAACAGAGCCGCUACCCGCCCCACUCUGUCCAGCACACUUUCGGCACAGCACGCCACCAGCAGGACUUUGCGGUUCCUGACUACCGCGCUCACCUGCAGGAGGUCAGCUCAGCCUCCCAGCAGCUGCUCCAGCAGCAGCAGCAGCAACGCCGCAGGCCCUCCCUGCUCUCAGAAUUCCACCCAGGGGCCGAGAGGCCUCCAGAGAGGAGACAUGGCUACGAGCAGCAGUUCCACGCCGUGUCCACCCAGCCCGAGCACGAGGCCCUGGAGUCCAAGCGGCCGCGCAUCGAGAGUGUCUCGGACGCCCAUUUCUCACGUGCCCCGGCUGGAGGGAUGGUCCUGCCUCUCCCCCACUCCAUGCAGGACGGACUGCGGACUGCAGGAGAGGUUAAGAAGGAAACCCAGUUCAACGUGAAGGCGGAGGCGUCCUCCCCCGGAACCCAGCACGUGGGGGACGAGCAGGACGCCUCGCCCUCCAAGCUGUCCAAGGAGGAGCUGAUCCAGAGCAUGGACCGCGUCGACCGCGAGAUCGCCAAGGUGGAGCAGCAGAUCUUCAAGCUCAAGAAGAAGCAGCAACAACUGGAAGAGGAAGCGGCAAAGCCGGUGGAGCCAGAAAAGCCCGUGUCCCCUCCUCCAGUGGAGCACAAGCACCGCAGCAUCGUGCAGAUCAUCUACGAUGAGAACCGGAAAAAGGCAGAGGAAGCCCAUAAGAUAUUUGAAGGACUUGGGCCAAAAGUUGAACUGCCACUUUAUAAUCAGCCAUCAGAUACAAAAGUUUACCACGACAACAUUAAAACCAAUCAAGUGAUGAGAAAGAAGCUAAUUCUGUUUUUCAAGAGGAGAAACCAUGCUCGCAAACAAAGGGAGCAGAAGAUCUGCCAGCGCUACGACCAGCUGAUGGAGGCCUGGGAGAAGAAGGUGGAGCGCAUGGAGAACAACCCGCGGCGCAAGGCCAAGGAGAGCCGCACUCGGGAGUACUACGAGAGGCAAUUCCCCGAAAUCCGCAAGCAGCGCGAGCAGCAGGAGCGCUUCCAGAGGGUUGGCCAGCGGGGAACGGGCCUCUCAGCUACCAUUGCGAGGAGCGAGCACGAGAUUUCCGAAAUUAUAGAUGGCCUCUCCGAACAGGAGAACAACGAGAAGCAGAUGCGUCAGCUCUCAGUCAUUCCUCCCAUGAUGUAUGACUCGGAGCAGCGGCGGGUGAAGUUCAUCAACAUGAACGGCCUAAUGGACGACCCCAUGAAGGUCUACAAGGCCCGGCAGUUCAUGAACGUGUGGACCGAGCAUGAGAAGGAGAUCUUCAAGGAGAAGUUUGUGCAGCAUCCGAAAAACUUUGGCCUCAUCGCCUCAUAUUUAGAAAGAAAGUGCGUCUCUGACUGUGUCCUGUACUACUACUUGACAAAGAAGAAUCAAAACUAUAAGACUCUUGUGAGACGCUAUGGCAGACGGAGGGGAAGAAACCAGCAACAGAUAACACGUCCCUCACAAGAAGAGAAAUCUGACGACAAGACCGAAGAGGACAAAUCGGAGAAAUCAGAGAAAAAAGAGGACGAGGAGAAGAGGGAAGAGGAGGAAAAAGAUGAAAAAGAGGAAUCCAAGGACAUCGGCAAAGACAAAGAGAAGUGCGACGGCGGGGAGGACGAGGACGGGAAGGAGCAGAGCACCCCGCGCGGCAGGAAGACGGCCAACAGCCAGGGCCGGCGCAAGGGCAGGAUCACCACCCGCUCCAUGGCCAACGAGGCGGCGUCCGUGGCGGCCGAGGAGCCCCCGCCGCCCCCUCCCGAGCCAGUGCUGCCAGAGCCUACUCAGCCACCCAAACCGGAGCUGGCCCAGAAGAGCGUACGGGACCAGUCUAAGGCUGCCUCAGUAGCUAUGGAUGUCCAGGCAAACAGAGGUGGCUUAGAGGCCGGGGAGACUUCUCGCUGGACCGAGGAAGAAAUGGAAGUGGCCAAAAAAGGGCUGGUGGAGCAUGGUCGCAACUGGUCAGCCAUCGCUAAGAUGGUGGGCACUAAGAGCGAGGCCCAGUGCAAGAACUUCUACUUCAACUACAAGAGGCGGCACAACCUGGACAACCUGCUCCAGCAGCACAAGCAGGGCUCGCGGAGGUCGCGGGCUGACCGGGACGUGUCGCAGAGCGAGAGCGUGGCCUCCACGGCUUCAGCUGCCGACGAUGAGGAUAAUGAGGGCUCCAACGAGGAAGAAAAUCCAGAGGACAGCGAAGGUGCGGAGAACAGCUCAGACACAGAGAGCGCCCCCUCCCCAUCUCAGGCCGACUCCAAAGCCGCCGAGCAGCGGGCCGAGGGGCCCGGCGGGGACGCCGCGCUGGAGCUGGACGACGGCGGCAAGGCCCAGGGCCCCAAGGGCCACGAGCCGCCGUACGGCGAGCUGCGCGUGAAGCUGGAGAAGAGCCCGGAGGGCAGCGAGCCGUUGGGCCAGGAGGAGAGGGCGCGGCCUGGCUACGAGGGCCAGGUGCAGACCAAGACCGAGCCCAUGGAGGUGGACUUGAAGGCGGUGGGCGACGUGCAGGUCAAAGUGGAGCCCGACACCAAAGACAAGGGGGACAGGGCGGAGCAGGGCGAGCCCUGCAUGAGAAGGCUGCAGAGGGACGCCCACUCCGACAACGACUCCAGCGCCACCUGCAGUGCGGACGAGGACGUGGACACCGAGCCUGAGAGACAGAGGAUGUUCUCCCUGGACAAGCCGUCCCUCCUCAGCCCUCCUGGCUCCGUGCUGGUGUCCUCCGCCAAGCAGGCCCACAUGAACAUGCAGCAGCUGCAGCAGCGCGCCGCUGCCAUCCCUCCCAUGGUGUCUGCCCCCUUUGGCCCUGGUGGCAUGCCAUUGGGCGGCCCGCUUAGUGGCUACACCAUGUUCCAGCACCAGAUCAAGGCGGUUCACGAGUCGGCCCACCAGGAGGAGAAGCAGCGGCAGGACCAGGCCGACUCCGAGAGACGGCCGACCGGCUACCCCCGUUACGCCACCAGGAGCCCCACCGUCCUCGAUAGGGAGGGGAAGCCCUUUGCCUACAUGCCUUACGACAUGAAACUGCCGAUGGAGCAGGAGGCGCAGUCUCACGGUAACUCUGGCAGGUCUGCAUCCCCGUACAGGCUGUCCCCUCGGGAACUCAGCAAGGCCUCGCCUCAGCCUGACGGCAAUGCCUCUCGUUACAGCGUGCCACCAGGUAACUACCUUCGGCACAGGUACCCCUUCCCCCAAGAUGUCCGAGCGACUGACUCCUUCCCUCAUCACACAGUCCUCCAACCUGCUCCAAAUCAGCUGGUCCAGAACCUGCCCGACGGGGUCCGCGUGACCUUCUCCAGACACAGCAGACCUGCCAACAUUCCAUCCCCACCCCCGCUCAUUCCAACCUCCAAGCCCUCUGACAAGCCAUCCUUCAUCCAGGGCGGAUCCAUUUCCCAGGGAACUCCUGGCACGUACCUGCCUUCCCACAGCCAAGCGGCGUACGGUCAGGAGGGAGCGAGGAGCUCCGCGGGCUCCAUAUCGCUGGGCCUGCCGAGGCAGCAGGACCCCUCCAAGCCGGUGUCAUACAUCAAGCAGGAGGAGUGCUCGCCGAGGGGCCAGGGCGCCCAGGCCGAGGGGCUCCUCUCCCGGGCGCAGUACGAGGGUGUGGUCCGAGGAAACCCUAUGACGGCCAUCCAGGAAGGGAGCAUCACGAGAGGUACCCCGGCCAAGGUGUCCGCUGAUGCACUGCCAUUCCGGGGGGGCUCCAUCACUCAGGGGACUCCAGCCCUGCCCCAGUCCAGCAUAGCAGCAGACAUCCUACUGAAGGGUACCAUCACCAAACUGGCCACUGAGGACCUGAGCAGCCCAGAGAAAGCCAGGGGCGAGGCACUGGCCAAGGGACACGUCAUCUACGAGGGAAAGAGCGGCCACAUCCUGUCUUAUGACUCCAUCAAGAAUCCCCGAGAGGGCACGAGGAGCCCGAGGACAGGCCAGGAGCUGAAGCGCAGCUACGACAUGAUGGAGGGGUCCAUAUCCAGAGGCCACCCCGUCAGGGACGCCGCGCCGUACGAAGGAUUGAUAAGCCGUGCCCUGCCGAGGGAGAGCCCGCAUGGCGAGGCCAAGGACAGGACGGUGCUGACUGGCUCCAUCAUGCAAGGGACACCCAGGACCACAGCGGAAGCCUUUGAGGAGGGUCACAAGUACGGCAAACAGAUCAAGAGAGAGAGCCCACCCAUUCGCUCCUUGGAAGGAGGCAUUACCAAGGGCAAGCCGUAUGAAGGCGUCAACACCAUCAAGGAGAUGGGCCGCUCCAUCCACGAGAUCCCCCGGCAGGACCUGUCGGGACAGGACAGCCGCAAAACCCCCGACAUGGCGCAGAACCCCCGCACCGUCCUGGAGGGGUCCAUAUCGCAGGGGACGCCUCUGAAGUACGAGGGUGGCGGCGUGAGCCAGUCGGCCAUCAAGCACAACGUGAAGUCCCUGAUCACCAGCCCCGCCAAGCUGGCACAUGGCAUGCCCCAGCUGGAGGCCAUGGAGAGGGCCAAGUACGAGGAGGGCAAGGGCUCGGAGCGCGUGCGCCACACCUCCGUGGUCAACUCCGCCACCUCCGUCCUGCGCUCCACGCACCUGGAGACGGGUGGCAAGUCGCAGCCCAGCCCCGGCAUUUAUGAGGACCCCAACGCCCGCAGGACCCCGGUCAACUACAGCACCAGCUCCAUCUCCCGAGGCUCGCCCAUGCUGGGGAGGGCGCAGGAAGGGGGAAUAACCUCUGGGAAGUCAGCCAGUCAUGAGAGGAAGAGCACGCUGACCCCCACUCAGAGGGACAGCGUCCCCGCCAAGUCCCCAGUGUCAGGGGGCGACCCCAUGUCCUCCCACAGCCCCUUCGACCCGCACCAUCGGCCCGUGGUCCCAGGAGAGGUGUUCCGUGCCCACCUGCCCCCCCACCUGGACCCUGCCAUCGCCUUCCAUCGGCUCGACCCAGCAGCAUACCUCUUCCCGAGACAGCCGUCCCCCACCGGUUACCACAACACCUACCAGCUGUACACCAUGGAGAACACCCGGCAGACCAUCCUCAACGAUUACAUCACCUCCCAGCAGAUGCAGGUCAUCCCCCGGCCAGGGGACGCUCGGGGACUGUCGUCGCCACGGGAACAGCAGAUCACCAUCCCAUACCCGCCCGGUGCACGAGGGAUUAUUGAUCUAGCCCAGAUGCCUCCCGCUAUCCUGUUGCCUCACCCUGGGGGAACAGGUACCCCCCCUAUGGACCGCAUCACCUACAUCCCUGGAGCUCAGGCCCCUUUCCCUCCUAGGGCUUUCAACCCUGCUUCCAUAUCUCCAGGUCACCCGGGCCACCUCGCGGCCACGGCGGCCAGCGUGGAGAGGGAGAGGGAGCGCGAGAGAGAGAGGGAGCGCGAGCACAGGGAGCGAGAAAAGGAGAGGGAGAAGGAGCGCGAGAGGGAGCAGAGAGAGAGGGACCGGGAGAGGGAGAGGGAGCGGAUGGCGGCCGCCAGCGAAUACCUGCGCGGAGGCUCCGAGCAGCAAGGCAGGCCUGGUAGCCGUGGUUACCUGCGCUCACCCUCUCCGUCUGUGAGGUCACAGGAGAGUGUGGUGCAGCAGAGGCCCAGCAUAUUUCAGGGCACCAACAGCAAGAGCGUCAUCACCCCUCUUAUGCAAAUGCCCCAGGCGGCGGCGUCCCAGCCGGGCGCCCGGUACAACACCGCGGCCGACGCCCUGGCCGCUCUGGUGGACGCGGCCGCCUCGGCCCCGCAGAUGGACGUUGCGAAGGCCAAGGAGGGCAAGCAGGAGGCGGGGCGGGGCGAGGACCUGUCGUCCCGCCGGGCGGCCGCGCUCAGCGAGCAGCAGCAGCAGCACCUGCAGCACUUCCAGCACCAGGAGGCCGAGCGCCUCUCUAUGCAGUCCCCGUACUCCAUGUCCCUGCCCGGGGGCAAGCCCCACUCGGCCUACGGGGAUGGCGGCAAGGACAAGGGCCCCCCCACCAAGUCGCGUAUCGAGGAGGAGCUGCGCACCCACGGCAAGACCACCAUCACCGCAGCCAACUUCAUCGACGUCAUCAUCACCCGCCAGAUCGCCUCCGACAAGGAGUCUCGCGAGAGGGGCUCCCAGAGCUCCGACUCCUCCAGCAGCCUGUCCUCUAGUCGUUAUGAAGCGGCGGGCAGCGGCGCCAUAGAGGUGAUCAGCCCAGCCGGGUCCCCCGCUCAGCCCCAGGACAAGCAGGACGGGCCCUUCGGUCAGGAGAAAUCAGCCCAAGUUGCAGGAGCUGUGCGCGCUUUCGAGAUGAGCCGGUACCGGCAGCAGGCGGAGCCGUCGGGCCCCCAGCAGCCCCCCCACUCCCAGGCUGAGGUGUACGGCCAGGUCCCCAAGACGCACUGCGUCAUGACCCUGGCGGACCACAUUUCGCAUAUCAUCACCCAGGACUUCGCCCGAAACCAGGAGGCGCCCCAGGCUUCCCCGGCCACCUCCUCUCCUGCCACAUUCCAAAGCUCGGCCUCGGCCGCCUCUGGUGCCGGCUCCGGCCGGGCCAAGAUACCCAGCCGCUACAGCCCUGAGACCCAGGGCCAGCCGCAGUCUGCACAUCAUCCGAGGCCAUCCAGCAGGGUGUCACCUGAGAACGCUUCCGACAAGCCCAGAACGAGGCCUGGCAAGUCCCCGGAGCGCGGCGCUGGGUCCGUGGAGAGCUACGAGCCCAUCUCGCCCCCGCAGAGCUACCCCGGCCUGGACAAGCAGGAGGCCCUGCUGCAGCAGGCGCAGAGGCGAGAGGCUGACAACACAGAGCAGAGGAACGACUCUCGCUCUCCUGGGAGCGUAAGCUAUUUGCCCUCCUUCUUUACUAAACUGGAGAGCACCUCCCCAAUGGUGAAAUCCAAGAAGCAGGAGAUAUUUCGUAAGUUGAACUCCUCUGGUGGCGGUGAUUCAGAUGUGGCAAGUGCACAGCCUGGCACUGAAAUCUUCAACUUGCCUGCUGUGACAAGCUCAAGUAGCGUCAGCGCCAGGAAUCACUCUUUCAGUGAUCCAGCCAGCAACCUGGGCCUGGAGGACAUCAUCCGCAAAGCCCUGAUGGGAAACUUUGAGGAGAAGCAUGAGGAGCACCAGGGUGGCGGAUCCCAGCCCAGCGGCAACAUGCUUCCUGGCAUGGAGAGGCAGGAAGCCAGCCCCUCCCCCAACACAGGCAUGUCAGGUAGCAAGCAGAAGCUUCUGGGGAAAGCCGGCAGCAGGAAAUCGAAGUCACCCAACCCAGGGCAGGGCUACGCUGGAGGAGAGAGACCCUCGUCCGUUUCCUCUGUGCACUCAGAGGGAGACUACCACCGACAGGCGCCGGCAUGGACCUGGGAGGACAGACCCUCAUCCACAGGCUCCAUGCAGUUCCCCUACAACCCGCUGACCAUGCGCAUGCUGAGCAGCACGCCGCCCUCCUCCAUGGCCUGCGCCUCUCCCUCCCUGCAGGCGCAGCAGCAGCCCGGCGCCGUGCCCCAGACUCGCGUGUGGGAGCGCGAGCCGCUGCUGUCGGAGCAGUACGAGACCCUGUCGGACAGCGACGACUGAGAGCCCGCGCGCAGCAGCCUCCGUCGGAGGGGGGCGAGGCCCGGCCUGCUCCAGGCUUUCCCGGCACGCCCCCCCCCUCCUCCAUCCUUCACCCCCGCCGGCACUGCGGGGGGAGCUCCUUUAGAGCGAGGCCAUGACGGCUGCGGCUGGCUAGGACAGCAGGAGCCGCGCAAAACGGCGACAGGCUGAACCUUCAGGAGACUCACGUCUGGAAGCUUUAACACGUAGUCUGUCAGCUAAAACAAAAAAAGCCAGCAUUUUAGACUUGUUUAAAAAAACGAGAUACAGAUGAAGAACUUCUAAUGUAAAGAAACAUCAGAGACUAUUUCUUUAAAAAAAAUUUUGUUUUGUUCAAUUUUCUGUUUGUAAAGAAAUACUUGUGUCCUU
Molecule: messenger RNA, 8153 nt
Organism: Megalops cyprinoides (Indo-Pacific tarpon)
Lineage: Eukaryota; Metazoa; Chordata; Actinopteri; Elopiformes; Megalopidae
Gene: ncor1
Product: nuclear receptor corepressor 1
Exons: 48
Coding region: 204-7766 (2520 amino acids)
Biological process (GO): negative regulation of transcription by RNA polymerase II
Molecular function (GO): transcription corepressor activity; nuclear thyroid hormone receptor binding
Source: RefSeq, a predicted model, not a curated record